Galendromus occidentalis (western predatory mite) is the source of this 2259-nucleotide messenger RNA. Its product is annotated as calnexin. Gene Ontology annotation, molecular function: calcium ion binding. The coding region runs from base 149 to 1918 and encodes 589 amino acids. Gene Ontology annotation, cellular component: endoplasmic reticulum membrane; endoplasmic reticulum. The record is from RefSeq and is a predicted model, not a curated record. Lineage: Eukaryota; Metazoa; Arthropoda; Arachnida; Mesostigmata; Phytoseiidae. Gene Ontology annotation, biological process: ERAD pathway; protein folding. The transcript has 3 exons.
GUACUAUUCGUGAGGUUCAGCUGAGCGAUCUUCUGUUCUGUUCAUCACCCGUUGAUCAUCGGAGCUACUACUGCGACGUUGAUAGUCGUGUACCGGGCUAUUGUUCUCCUGUGCGCCUUUCGCCGCCAGAGAAGGGUGAUCCGAGGAAAUGGUCAAGUGGUGGUUCUGGCUUUUCGCGGCCUCCUGGGCUAGCGCACAGAGCUCGGAGGAAUACCAAUACAAAUCCCCUAUUCCGGCUGGUCACGCUUUUCUCGCCGAACAUUUCGACGCACCGCAGAACUUCGAAGAGAGAUGGAUAAGGUCCGAAGCCAGAAAAGAAGACGUGGAGGAGGACAUCGCGAAAUACGAUGGCCAAUUCGAAGUUGAAGCUCCCAGCGACGAGAACCAUCUCAAGGGGGACCUUGGCAUGGUUUUGAAGACGAAAGCGAGACAUUACGCGAUCAGCGCGCAGCUCAGUCGUCCGUUCCUCUUCGACCACAGACCUCUCGUAGUGCAGUACGAAGUUCAAUUCCAAAACGGUAUGGAGUGUGGCGGGGCCUACCUGAAGCUACUCUCGCAGCCGAAAUCAGGUUCCGUUUCCGACAUGCAGAAAUCCUUCAACGACAUGACCCGGUACAGCAUCAUGUUCGGUCCCGACAAAUGCGGAACCCAACAGAAAUUGCAGCUCAUCUUCCAGCACAAAAACCCGAAAACAGGAACGUUCGAGGAAAAACACUGGAAGAAGAUCCUCAGCGCAGGAGGUGCGAUGAACGGGAAAUUCAUGGAUGUUUUCACCGACAAGAAGUCCCAUCAGUACACUCUUUUCUUCAAUCCGGACAACACCUUCGAAAUUCUGAUCGACGGUCGUAGCGAAGCGACAGGUAAUCUCUUCGACGACUUCGAUCCUCCGGUCAACCCUCCCAAGAUGAUCCCAGACAUGUCGGAUGAGAAGCCCGAAGACUGGGACGAACGUGAGCACAUCCCCGAUCCGGAGGCCACCAAGCCAGACGACUGGGACGAGGACGAGCCCAAAGAAAUCGAGGAUCCCAACGCCGAGAAACCGAUCGGGUGGCUCGACGACGAGCCGCGCCUCAUCCCCGACCCGGAGGCGAAGCAGCCCACCGACUGGGACGAGGAUAUGGACGGAGUCUGGGAAGCUCCUCUAGUCGACAACGAGAAGUGCAGAGACGUCGGUUGCGGUGAAUGGAGACCCAAAAUGAUUCCCAACCCCAAGUACAAGGGCAAGUGGAAAGCUCCGAUGGUCGACAACCCCGCCUACAAGGGAAAAUGGACCCAUCGGAUGAUUCAGAACCCGAACUAUUUCGAGGAUCUCCAUCCCUUCCGCUUAGAACCGGUCGUCGCUGUGGGCUUCGAGCUCUGGUCGAUGUCCGACGGCAUUCUCUUCGACAAUAUCCUCGUCACCGAUGACAAAGCCGUCGCCACCCAAUGGUCCGAAGAUGGCUUCCAUACGAAGCGCAGAAUGUUGGAUAAGAGCGGGCCCUCGUGGUUCACCCAAUUUGUAGAAAUUUCCACUGCUUAUCCGUGGCUUUGGGGCAUUUACGUCAUCGGUAUUGGCGUUCCCGCCGCUUUCCUGAUAAGCUAUUGCUGCAUGUCGAAGAGCCCGUCCCCGGAGGACGAGUAUGCGCGGAGAAAGAAAUCCGACCUAGAGGGAGACGAAGGCACCGAACAGGGUCUCGUAGAUCUCAUGGAAGCAGAUGAAGAACAUGAGGACGGGAAGGAGCGGGCGGCGGACGACGUCGAGGGCGACGUCGAGGGCAACGUCGAGGGCAACGUCGAGGAGCCCGGCGAAGAUGAGGAAGCCGUAGAGGAGCCUGAUGAAGAUGGCGAGGAAGAUGUAGCCGAGGAGGACAAGCCCAGAGAACAAGGUGCUGGGGAAGCGCCGAAGAUUCUCAGGAGAAGAAAAGCUCGCAAGGAUUAGUAAAACCAAUUAGUUCAUUAGUCAAGGGGAACGAGAGAUGCUCGCCAAGCGGUCAAGGUGGAAGGCAACAACAGAAAUAUAAGUUACAACAAUAACAUCAUCAUCGACAGCAUCUACCCGCACCACGCAAUAGAUCGAUACGUAGUUGGCCUUGCUGAUGACCGCCGAGAGAAUGAGAGUGCCUGCGAGAGGAGCCGAGUCGAUGAGUCAUUUCUUUUGUACCGUGUGAUGUAGCUCAAACGCUCAGUCAGUAGUUAAUAUGGAUGCAUCACCAACAAAACCCUAAAUAAGUCGUAGAACAAAAACGGAGAGGAUACAACAACAAGGAAAUAUAUUUAUCU